UGACAGAGGCGUUAAGCUUUGUGUUAACGUUUGCUGUAUUUUUGUCAUGGCUGUAAUACAGAGUCUUGCUUUUAUACUUUUAGCUUCUAUUUGCGCCAGUGAUGCGAAGCUGCGCUUUGCCUCUUACUAUGGAGACCACAUGGUGCUGCAGAAGGCUCCAGAGAGAGCUGUGCUGUGGGGCUACGGCCCUGAGGGUGCACAGGUGACCCUUUACUUGAAAGGACAAGUGGAUCAGAAAACCUCACCGGUCACUGUUACAAAAGGUAUCUGGAAAAUCACCCUUGACCCUGUUGAAGCUGGCGGUCCAUACACUGUGAUAGCAGUCGCUGAGAAUGAUUCAGCCGUCCUGACAGAUGUGCUGUUUGGAGAUGUUUGGCUGUGUGGAGGGCAGAGCAACAUGUCGUUUGAAAUGUAUAAGAUUUUCAAUGCAUUAGAGGAGCUGAAAAUUGCAGAGAAGUAUCCUCAUGUGAGGACUUUUAUGGCGUCCAUGAAAACCAGUGAAACUGAGCUGAUUGAUUUGAUUCAAGUAGAACUUCCCUGGUCUGUGCCGCCAGCAACUCUGGCACAGUUCUCUGCAGUCUGCUGGCUAUUUGGACGUAACUUGUUUGACAAGCUGCAGUACCCCAUAGGACUGGUGGAGUCCUGUUGGGGAGGCACACGUGUUGAAAUCUGGUCAUCUUCAAGAGCACUGCAGAAGUGUGGAAUACUAGAGGAAGCUAACAGCAGACAUUCAAGUUUACCGGCUGGUCUCUGUGGAUUUAUUGGAUGUGGACACGGGGAAGAGUGGUACGAGCGUCAAACUGAGGCUCCACCUCCAAUUCCGUUAAAGAAUUCAGUCCUGUGGAAUUCAAUGAUCCAUCCGCUGCUCAACAUGACCAUUAAAGGAGCCAUCUGGUACCAAGGGGAGGCAAAUACUAUCUAUCAACAAGACAAGUACAACUGUUCCUUCCCUGCUAUGAUUGGUGACUGGAGGAUGGCGUUUCACCAGGGCUCAGGCGGGGAGACAGCUCCCGACUUCCCCUUUGGGUUUGUUCAGCUGUCCACCAACCGGACAGGAUCCAAAAAUGACUCCUUUCCAGAGAUACGCUGGCACCAGACGGCCGACGUUGGCUAUGUUCCCAAUGCCCGGAUGCCGAAGACCUUCAUGGCCGUGGCUUUGGAUUUACCAGAUAAAAACUCACCCUAUGGCAGGAUCCAUCCCCGAGACAAGCAGGAUGUAGCCUACAGACUGUCGUUGGCAGCAAGGGCAGUGGCUUAUAAUGAGGUCGUAUCCUACCAGGGACCUUUCCCCACCCAAGUCAUGGCCACUCAAACAGAUAUCAACAUUACCUACGACCAGAAAGUGUCCGUUACUUCGUCUAAGGACAUCUUUGAGAUCUGCUGCACAGAGAAUCAGGCUCCAUGUGGGAACUCCUCCUGGAUUCCAGCUCCCAUCAUGCAGUGGGACGCGACCACUGUCACGGUAUCUACCAGCCUGUGUCCACCUACUGAUCAAGUAGUUGCCCUCAGAUAUGCAUGGAGCGACUGGCCCUGCGACUUUAAAGCCUGUCCAAUCUACAGCGCUGAUGGCAUUUUACCUGCGCCUCCAUUUAUUGUCAGCCGCCCUCAGCCAAAGAGGCAACUCAAGAUUGUAAGAAGAAAAAGUGAUUAAAAAUGUGCCUUUUUUUCCUUUUGGUCAAAGCGAGCUUGUUUUUGGUAGAAAUUAAGGCACUUAAAGGGCAUUUUCG
This is a messenger RNA of Centropristis striata (black sea bass), 1727 nucleotides long. Its product is annotated as sialate O-acetylesterase-like. The record is from RefSeq and is a predicted model, not a curated record. Gene Ontology annotation, biological process: carbohydrate metabolic process. NCBI's taxonomy places the organism in Eukaryota, Metazoa, Chordata, Actinopteri, Perciformes, Serranidae. Gene Ontology annotation, molecular function: sialate O-acetylesterase activity. The coding region runs from base 47 to 1651 and encodes 534 amino acids. The transcript is spliced from 11 exons.